Molecule: messenger RNA, 1530 nt
Organism: Aspergillus homomorphus CBS 101889
Lineage: Eukaryota; Fungi; Ascomycota; Eurotiomycetes; Eurotiales; Aspergillaceae
Product: putative ZIP family zinc transporter
Exons: 4
Coding region: 211-1530 (439 amino acids)
Biological process (GO): zinc ion transmembrane transport
Cellular component (GO): plasma membrane
Molecular function (GO): zinc ion transmembrane transporter activity
Source: RefSeq, a predicted model, not a curated record
AUAUACCAGUGUCCUGAGAAGCAUACAAUUGAUCGCUUCAAAUAGCUCGAACCCAACCUGAUUGAAUAAAGCCACAGUCAGCUAUCCGGGCAGUGCUUCCGUGCUUUUUUCCAAGUACACCGAGUCUUCACCGGAGCAGUGGGCGUGCAGAGCCUGCCAUCAGGUCAUGGAUAUAGCGGUUGCUCGAAAUCUCACGGGCCUCUGACAACAAUGAACAAAACGUCAUCAUGGAAACAGGCUAAUAUUAGCUGUAUUGGGUUUGAAAAUGCUAGUUUAUCAAUCGCAAGUUUCUCUGAUGCUCUCCUUCGGGCUGAGAUAGCGCGACGAGCUCCAAACAGCAAUACUGCAAGCUGUGGCUCAAAGGAACGAGGUGCUUAUAACACACCGAUACACGUUCUAGCUCUUUUCCUUAUCCUUGUGCUAAGCACACUUGCGUGUUCGUUUCCUGUACUUGCCCGUCGAUUUCCUCGCCUACCAAUACCGCGUCGAUUCCUCUUUUUAUCGAGGCACUUCGGAACUGGCGUGCUUAUUGCUACUGCCUUUGUCCACCUGCUCCCCACGGCAUUUGUUUCCCUGACCGAUCCCUGUCUUCCUCGCUUUUGGAGCGAAACAUAUCGUGCCAUGGCUGGAUUUGUUGCCAUGAUCGCGGUCUUUGUUGUUGUGCUUGUGGAAAUGUUCUUUGCUUUAAAGGGAGCCGGUCAUGUUCACGGAAGUGAACAUGACCAGCUGAUGAAUGAUGUCGGCGUGGACUUGUCAAGUAUGGGUCUCCAGGCUGACUUAGACGCCGAACAAGAUCGUGCAAGUAAUGCCCAUCCUGAUCCUUAUAUCUCGAAUGAUGAGUCUACUCUGUCUAUAUCUAGAGAGUUGGCUGCACCAAUUGAUGGUAUCGACCUCGGAAGGUCACACAAACACAUUACUUCUCCUUUGCAUAGGCAGAGUGAUCGAGUUCAUCGGCGUUCGUCUUCCGGCGAUCAACACACUCACACCAGCCUGCGCCUAAGGUCGAGCAUUGAGCUAUCUAGACAUAAUCCACAGCGACAACUACUUCAGUGCCUACUGCUAGAGGCCGGGAUUCUCUUCCAUAGCAUCUUUAUCGGAAUGGCCCUCAGUGUUGCCACAGGGACGUCGUUCAUUGUCCUUCUGGUCGCAAUCUGUUUUCAUCAGACGUUCGAGGGUUUUGCUCUGGGUUCAAGGAUUGCGUCGCUAAUUCCAGACCUUUUUGCCCCAGCCUCCAUGAAGCCUUGGCUGAUGUCUCUCGCUUACGGAACCACCACGCCUAUUGGUCAAGCCAUCGGCCUCAUACUACAUAAUUUCUACGACCCAGGGAGCACCACAGGGCUACUUAUGGUUGGCAUCACAAAUGCCAUCAGCAGUGGUCUUUUAUUGUUCGCGGGGCUUGUCGAACUUCUGGCCGAAGACUUUUUAAGUGAAACAAGUUACGCAACACUCAGAGGCAGCAGACGCGCUGAAGCCUGUAUCGCAGUCAUGGCUGGGGCUUUGUUGAUGGCAUUCGUUGGGGCUUUCGCUUGA